Molecule: messenger RNA, 855 nt
Organism: Xyrichtys novacula (pearly razorfish)
Lineage: Eukaryota; Metazoa; Chordata; Actinopteri; Labriformes; Labridae
Source: the annotation of a GenBank genome assembly
AUGCCGUUUAAGAGAGCAAGUGCCUUCUCACAUGUGUCUGAAUCAGACACUGAAGCUUUCGCAGAGGCCGAGAGAGAGUUCAAGUCCAGAUGUCUGCAUUUUGAGGACCGCAAGCGUGUGAACAAAGAGGAGGAAGACAUGCCUCUCCGUAAGGAAGAGGCCUUACUUAAAAAGCAGGCUAAACUACAGCAGGAGCUGAAUGCAUUGAGCAGGUCUUCACAGUCUCACAGUGGGAAGACGCAGAUACUUCAUUCAGAGUUGGCAUUGACAGACACGCUUCGUGAGGACAGACAGGAGGCACAGAGUCAAACGGAGCCGGCAGAACUGCAGAAAGAGGAGAUCAGUGCUGAGAAACCAAGUUGUGAGGAUAAGACAUUGAGUAUUUUGGAGGACAAGCUUUACACAGUCAGCACUUUUGCAAAUCAGCUGUUUAAACAGAUCAACCCACUGGCAGAGGAGAGGCAGACUGAUCAAACCAAAUACGCCCUUUAUCAGCAGCAUCUUGAACCAAUGGAAAAGGAGCUGAAUGAUCUCUGCAAAAUGGAGAAAGAAAUGAUUUGCCCAGCCACAAGUGCUUACGAAGACGUACACAAGAUUCAAACCAAAAUGAUUUGGCCGCUUGCUAGGUUACAGGAAAAGAACUUUAUCUUGCGCCAGAAUAAGGAACAGGACCUGGUCAAGCUUGUUGCAGAUGAAUCCAACCAGACAGAGUUACUGAUCAGCAAAUUCAGAGAGGAGAACGAGCAGAAAACCUCUCAAGAUGAGACCCAAGGGAUUAAACUCACAAAGGUGUCAGAUCUUAAAGAACUGGAGCUUCUGAUCGCUGAUAGCAAGAGGACGAACCCUCUCCACUGA